ACACUAGUCCAGAUAAGCCCCACUUGACACACAUUUACAAAAAAAAAAAAAGGAAGAAAGACAUAUACUUACUCUUUAACUGCUAUAUCAAAAAAUACUCCAAUAUGAUUGCAAAUUCAACUAAUAUAUCGAAUAGGAUGUUCAGAUCGCAAAGAUACAUUAUCUUGAUGAUUUUGAGUUUUUUUUUGUGUUGUUGGUGAUUACAGGAGUUUCCGGCCAUCAUGAAAAGGUGGUUGAACAUAUGAAAAACAUGAAGACUAAAGCUAGUGAUUCAUUAGCGGAAUUCUAUAAUAGCGGUAACAUGUUUAGUAGUGACAAGUCCCAGUACCAAAUGGAAAAGGAAGCUGAAGAGGAAGAAGAGCUUGAAGCGGAGAAAAAACUUGAAGCUGAAGCAUUAGAAGAAUCCGAAAAGGCAGGCUCUGUUGCUGCUCCUGAUGCCGAAUCAAAAGGAACCACAAAGGGUGCUAACCCAGAUAUAAAUAAAGACACAUUACCGGCUGAUCCGGUUAAAUAAGUAGUAAAAGAUGUCAUACAGUAGUUGGUUGGUUUUUUUUUCUUCUUUCUUUAUAGUACAUAGUUAAUUUAUACACCUUUCCAUAUCGCUUUUU
Spathaspora passalidarum NRRL Y-27907 is the source of this 608-nucleotide messenger RNA. RefSeq lists its product as uncharacterized. The transcript has a single exon. Bases 242 to 514 code for a protein of 90 amino acids. The record is from RefSeq and is a predicted model, not a curated record. Lineage: Eukaryota; Fungi; Ascomycota; Pichiomycetes; Serinales; Debaryomycetaceae.